This is a messenger RNA of Panicum hallii, 1673 nucleotides long. RefSeq names its product UNC93-like protein 3. The coding region runs from base 47 to 1348 and encodes 433 amino acids. The transcript has 10 exons. The record is from RefSeq and is a predicted model, not a curated record. Lineage: Eukaryota; Viridiplantae; Streptophyta; Magnoliopsida; Poales; Poaceae.
CGAAAAGCACGAGACGGGCAGAGGCGUUACUCGUUAGCGGGGAGCUAUGGAUGCCCAGCGCGACGAGGAGGCCGCAGCCGCAGCCGGGCUGCUCCUCGCCGCGCCGGCGGGCAGCACGCGGAGCCCCGCGGCCGACGCGCACAUCCUCUCCGCCGCCUUCCUCUUCGUCUUCGCCGCCUACGGCGCCGCCCAGAACCUCGAAAGCACCGUCAACACGGUACGCCCCCUAUCUUCCGUUUCGGCCGUCGUGGCGAUCCUGUACACCUCCUUCACGCUCUUCUCGGUGGUCGCGCCGCCGGUGGUGACGCGGCUGGGGCCCAAGCGCGCGCUCGUCGUCGGCAGCAGCGGCUACGUGCUCUUCAUCCUCGCCAACCUCGUCCCGACAUGGUACACAAUAGUGCCAGCUUCACUAUACCUUGGUUUUUGUGCAUUGAUCAUUUGGGUGGGUCAGGGUACAUAUCUUACAUCGGCUGCCCUGAGUCAUGCAAGAGACAAUAAUUUGCCCGAGGGUCAAACUUUGGGAAACUUCACUGGAGAGUUCUGGGGAAUUAUAGCUAGCACGCAGGUCAUUGGAAAUUUGCUCUCGCUUGCUCUACUGAGAAAUGAAAAGGAUGGAGGAAGUGUCACAGGGAAAAAUCUUUUAUUUGUUGUGUUUCUUGGCUGCAUGAUAGUGGGCAUUGUAUUAUUGUGUUUACUGUCCAAAAGAGAGGAGAAAGGAUAUAAUGAUCCAUUGCAUUCCUCAUUCGGAGCUAUGUUGGAGUCACUCAAGGACCGAAGAAUGCCUUUUAUUAUCCCUCUUAUGGUAUAUAUAGGCCUAGAACAUGCGUUUGUCUGGGCUGUAUUCACAAAGAGCAUUGUAACACCUGUGCUUGGCAUUUCUGGAGUUGGUGGAGCCAUGACUAUCUAUGGUGCAGCUUGUGCAGUUUGUGCACUGGUUACUGGAUAUUUGACCUCUGGACUUUAUUCAGCUACAUUAAUAGUGUCAUUUGGAGCUAUUGUCCAGGCUGUAGUCCUAUUCUGGUUGCUUCUUUUUUACAGCCCAAUGGAUCGAGUGCUUGGCGCAGCGGCUCCGCUACUCAUAGGCGCCUUAUGGGGUGUUGGUGAUGGGAUGUUGAAUACACAAUUAAAUGCAGUUGUUGGACUUAUGUUCGAAGAUGCCAAGGAAGCUGCCUUUGCACAGUUCAAGGUCUGGGAAUGUGGUGCCAUUGCCACCAUCUUUUUCCUGAGCCUGCACAUCAUGCUACAGGUCAUGCUCGUGUUGAUGACUGCGUCCCUCGUCAUCUCAUUCGGCGCGUUCCUAUUCCUCACAAUUGCCGUCGAGAAGUCAUCAUCGGCUGUCAGAUCCUGAGGCAAAUCUGUUAUCCAUUGCCCAACCAAACUGGAGCCCGACCCUGCAUCUUCGUCUCUGUUAUCAGCAUUGCAACUGCCCCGUUUUGUGUUCACCAGCGGCACGGAAGGGAAAUGCCUCAUCCAUCAUAUAUGAGUUGACACGAUGUUUUGCAGUGCUAUUCGGUUCAGACAUUGCUGAAGUAAAGUCCGUUAGACAAGUACAUGGUUUUGUGUACUAAAAAAACUAUUUAUUACUACUUCACAGAAUCACAUAACUGUACAGUUUUAAAACCGAAAUGGGAAUUGAGUUGUAUACAUGCCAUGAAUCCACGAGAUCCACAUAA